AUGGGCGAUGAUGUCAUCAUUGCCUUAAAACGCAGCCGGACAGAAGGAUAUGACGGAACUGCAAUUCCGACGGUUACGCUGGAAGAGGACCGAUCAGAAGAAUCAGCCGCACAGGAAGAGAAUCAACCAACGUACUAUGCUUAUUAUGUGGUCGACAUCAAUAUUCUGAUCAAUGCCCAGACAUCGUCGAUCCAGCAAGAAGAAAAGAAUACCUUCACCAUAAGGAACGAUGCAUUAAAUGUCUAA
This is a messenger RNA of Caenorhabditis bovis, 246 nucleotides long. The record is from the annotation of a GenBank genome assembly. Lineage: Eukaryota; Metazoa; Nematoda; Chromadorea; Rhabditida; Rhabditidae.